This is a messenger RNA of Penicillium arizonense, 981 nucleotides long. RefSeq lists its product as uncharacterized. The record is from RefSeq and is a predicted model, not a curated record. NCBI's taxonomy places the organism in Eukaryota, Fungi, Ascomycota, Eurotiomycetes, Eurotiales, Aspergillaceae. Bases 1 to 981 code for a protein of 326 amino acids. The transcript has 2 exons.
AUGCCGAUUCGUGGUUACGGUGUGUGGAAGGCAAAGCCUGUGCACUAUGUUGUUGAACAUGAGAAUGAGGACGAAGUCAGCCCUCAUUUAUCACUAUACUUCGACGAUAAAGGAGGCAAAGAAUCUCAGCUUGCCUACUGGGUAGAUCGCAACUUCAACAACCAUCCCAUCAUCAACAGUCUCACCGACCUACCUUCAGGCUUUCAGUCCCUAGAAGAGCCAAAGCAGGGAUACGCUGAUAUGAGACUGGACUACAUCCGGAGCAACUUGUUCAAUGUCAAUACUGGUCGAAUUUUACCCCAUGAUGAACCAGGUCCCAACAAUGAUAUCAUUGAUGUUUUGGAACCUGAAGUCAAACAGGCAAUCGAUCAGAACGCCAACAUCUACUUAUUUGGUGCACAGUUUGGGGAUCAAAAAGGCAUUCAUGACGUGCACAUGAAUCAAGGCAAUAUUGGGCAGUUUCAACAUGAUGACGGUGUUUUCCAAGAUGGUGGCCUUCUGAUCAAUUACCCAGACUCUGGUCGAUGGGUGGGCGUGUUCAUCGGGUUCGCAUCACAGUCUGCGCACACAGAUGAUGACUCCGGACAUGCCAUAGGAUCAGAGACUUGGAAUGACUAUCUUGGCUCAAAAGGACGCCGUACAGAUCUGAUCGAGAAUUCUGCGACGAUCGACAAGGCGUUGGUUGAUUCAAAUGAUCCCAGAGUCAGACGCAGAUCAGUUACUAUCACAAAUUCGACUGACCACACAAUACCUCUGUCUGCAUGGAAGAUACAAAAUUCAGCUGGCCAAUUUCAAGCACUGCCGCGUGAUGCGGUUUUGGAUGCUAUGAAAACGCAAACUUUCGACCUUCCAAAUUGCCCUCUUUCGAGCAUUGGCGAUACCAUCACACUGGUGAAUGAUGAAGGACUGAAAGUUGAUGGGGUCAGCUACCACUCUCCACAGGGCGGAAUGGAGGGGCGAUCGGUUGUUUUUGCUCAUUAG